GCAUUCGAAUUCUAGAUCUUCAACGGUAAAUGUCGUGUAUUUUUUUGGGGACUAAUAGUCUAAUAUAUGAUAUAAGCUUGAAUUGGAUUCGAAAUUUCGAAGAACAAAAAAGAUGGCGUUCUGGGAAGGUUAUGUGAGUGAUGAGGCAAUGGGGACCUUUGCCCCAAUUGUGGUUUACUGGUUGUAUGCGGGGGUUUACCAGUUGUUGCCGCCUUUGGACAAUUACCGGUUGCAUACAAGAAGAGAGGAAGACGAGAAGAACUCGGUGCCUCUCCCCUCUGUCGUUAAAGGUGUUUUGCUUCAACAGCUCGUCCAGGCCACCGUUGCUCAGGGACUUUUUUUGUUGACCUCGAGGGCGAAUACAUCGGGGAUCACAAUUCAGCCCUCCGUACCUGUGCAAAUUAUCCAGAUUGUUAUCGCAAUGCUAGUAAUGGACACAUGGCAGUUCUUUGUGCACCGUUACAUGCAUCAGAACAAGUUUUUGUACCGCCAUGUCCACUCUCAGCACCACAGACUCGUUGUUCCCUAUGCAAUUGGAGCCCUUUAUAAUCACCUGCUUGAGGGUCUCUUACUCGACACUUUCAGGAGGGCCCUCUCGUUUCUAGUCUCAGGGAUGACAGCACGAACGGCUGUUAUAUUCUUCUGUUUUGCCGUGAUUAAAACUAUUGAUGAUCACUGUGGGCUUUGGUUGCCUGGUAAAUUCCAUCUUUUAUUCCAGAACAACACCACUUAUCAUGACAUACACCACCAACUUCAAGGCUUGAAGUACAACUACUCUCAGCCCUUCUUCCCGAUAUGGGAUAAACUUUUUGGCACCUACAUGCCGUAUAAUCUUGUCAAGAGACCGAAAAGGGGGUUUGAAGCAAGGGCAAUGAAGGCAAUGAAAGACUAGUUGACUUGAAGCACAGCAGUUUAUUAAUUUAAGCUCACUCCACACUACGAAAUUAUAUUGCUGAGGCGUCGGUCAUUCAUGGAAAUCUGAAUUAGAAUCGUGAUAUCGAGGCUACAUUCUAGGCUCUAGCUGGAGGGUUUUGUCGUUCUG
This is a messenger RNA of Malus domestica (apple), 1042 nucleotides long. The record is from RefSeq and is a predicted model, not a curated record. NCBI's taxonomy places the organism in Eukaryota, Viridiplantae, Streptophyta, Magnoliopsida, Rosales, Rosaceae.